AUGUUCUUCAGGUCUCUUUCCACUCGGACACGCCAUCUCGACCCAGACAUCCUCCGCCAGCGUGCCAUUAAGCGCAACGAGGUCGGCGUACAGCUGCUCUCUCCCAGUCUACAUCGCCAGGUCUUUAAAAAUGUCACCUUUCCCCCUCCUCCCAAAGAACACAUCCGUAUAUCUCGCGAGCAUCUCCUCGCACACGGCCUCGACCCAACAAAGACCGCUGCUCUCCCAGAAACAUCCUUCAAUCUGCCCCCGCUCCAGGGCAAUAACAUCUCAGAGCAUUUUCACCGCAUCGGCGCACACGCUGCCCAGCCAUGGCUCGCCCUCUCCCAGCGCUUCGCAGCUGCACAGCUGCCUCCAAAGCCAGACGACUGGCACAUCCAGAGCGGCUGGACAAAGUAUUACUACCUCCCCGAUGGAUCCAGCUACUCUGAGCACGUCCCAUAUCCCAUCCACGACGGCGUACCAGAGUCCCAGCUCGAUUUCGACGUAGAGACCAUGCCCAAGUACCACCCAUACGCCGUCAUGGCCUGCGCCGCCUCACCGAACGCAUGGUACGCCUGGAUCUCCCCCUGGCUUCUCGGCGAAACAGACGACCCCGCCCAGCUCAUUCCCCUCGGAGCAGGUUCCAAAACACCCCAGAUCAUCGUCGGCCACAACGUCUCCUACGACCGCAUCCGCAUUCUCGACGAGUACGACGCCCGCGGCACCGCUACCCGCUUCGUCGAUACCAUGUCCCUCCACAUCGCCGUCCACGGUAUAUCCGCCCACCAGCGCCCCGCAUGGAUGAAGUACCGCAAGGCUCGCGACGAGGAAGAGGAGCGCCAUGCCGAAAGCGUGCAGGCUGUCGUCGGUCUCAUCGCAGAGGUCCGCGAGCGCGAAACCCUCGAGCAGGAUCCAGACAAACAGGCAGACCUCCGCCGUCUCAUCGCAGACAUGGAAGAAAGCCUCGUCCAACUCCGCCAAAAAUCCUCAUCUCCACCCCUACCCAACAACGACACGCCCUCAGACGACGUCCCCGACGCAGAGGAAGACGAGUCCUCCCAGGCUAAAAAAUGGGAAGACAUCACCUCUGCCAACUCCCUCGCGGACGUCGCAAAGCUGCACUGCGGCAUCGUGCUCGACAAGGCCGCCCGCAACGACCUCAUGGAGCUCGAGCCCUCCCAGAUCCGCGAAAAUAUCACCGAUUAUCUCGAUUACUGCGCGAGCGACGUCGCUGUCACCCACGCCGUGUUCGCUGUGACACUACCCGCCUUUCUGCGCGCGUGCCCGCACCCCGUCUCGUUUGCCGGAAUUCUCACCAUGGGCUCCUCAUUCCUGCCCGUUGACGAGAACUGGGAAACGUACCUCAAGAACGCAGAGGGCAUAUGCAAGGAUAUGGAAGACAAGGUCCAAAACAAGCUCAAGGCGCUCGCGGAAGAGGCAAAAAGUCUAAUGGACCGAGGCGAAGAGGAGACCUGGAAAAAUGACCCGUGGUUGUCACAGCUGGACUGGACCCCAAAAGUCGCAGGCAAAUCGCGCGGCAUAUAUCCCCCGGAAGAUUUCAAGGAAUACCCAGACGAACCUGAUCCAGCGUUGUACAACCGCGACGCGCACGCGCCGAAAUGGUACCUCCGCCUCCUGGCCGACCCGCUCGCCGCACUGAAAACAGACCCCACCACCCUCCCGAUGCUGCUCAAACUCUCUUUUACCGGCCAUCCUGUCCGGUUCUCAGAGGACGAAGGCUGGCAUUACCUGCUCGACGACGACGAAAUCAAACCCAUCCUGCUCCGCGCUACCCAAAAAUCUAAAACAAAAUCAAUCCUCGUCAAAGCAGCCGCCAAACUAUUUGAUUCAGGACAGUUGACAUCAACCGAUGCGGAUCUUGCAAAGGCACUGUGCGAGGCUAUCGACGACGAAGACGAUAUCCACCACCGGAUCACCUCACUCGCCAACUCUCUCGUGUCCACUCCCCCAGAAACGCGCGAGACCGACCCAUGGCUCUCCCAGCUCGACUGGACAAUCCUCCCCAAACAAUACACCAACGACGGCACCCUCAUCGCCCCUUCGAAGCGCAGCAAACUCCCCAAACCCAAACCCCUCAAACCCCCACCCGUCAUCUGGCCCAAAUGGUACUGGGAGGCCAAAAAACCGAGAAAGGACAUGGCGCCCGGCACACUCGAGGUGACCGUGCGCAACCGCAUCGCGCCGAUCCUCCUCCGCCUCUCGUGGAGCGGCUACCCGCUCUUCCACUCGCGCGAGCACGGGUGGACGUUCCGUGUGCCCGGCGCGGACGGGUUCAAGACGCGCUAUGCGCCGAUGUCGUUCUACGCCCCGGAGGACGAGGCGCUGCAGCAGGCCGCGCUGACGAAGGGGUAUCUGUUCUACAAGCUCCCGCACAAGGACGGCGAUGCGGCGAAUGUGGCGAAUCCACUUGGCAAGACGUUCCUCAAGUACGCUGUGAACGGGACGCUGAGGAGUCCCGGCGACGAGGCGAAGGAGGCGCUCGAUCUGAACGCGAUGUGCAGCUACUGGAUCUCGGCGCGCGAUCGCGUCAUGAACCAGCUCGUCAUCUGGCAGCAGCCCCAGCAGUGCACGUUGGGGCUGCCGCAACCGAGCGAGCCGGGGGGGAAGUACGGCAUCAUUCUCCCGCAGAUGACGACGAUGGGCACCGUCACGCGGCGCGCGAUCGAGAAGACGUGGUUGACGGCGAGCAACGCGAAGAAGACGCGGGUCGGGAGCGAGCUCAAGGCGAUGGUGCGCGCGCCGCGCGGGUACGCGAUCGUCGGCGCCGACGUGGACAGCGAGGAGCUCUGGAUCGCGAGCUGCAUGGGCGACGCGCAGUUUGGGUUCCACGGCGCGAGCGCGAUUGGGUGGAUGACGCUCGAGGGCACCAAGGCCGCCGGCACGGACUUGCACUCCAAGACCGCGAGCAUCCUCGGGAUCUCGCGCGACCAGGCCAAGGUGUUCAACUACUCGCGCAUCUACGGCGCGGGCAUGCGGCAUGCGAUGCUCCUCCUGCUCCAGUCGAACGCGAGCAUGCUGCCGGAGGAGGCGCAGAAGCUCGCGGACAACCUGUACGCGUCGACCAAAGGAAAGAACACGCACCGCACGGACAUCUUUGACCGCAAAUUCUGGUUCGGGGGCACGGAGAGCUACCUGUUCAACAAGCUCGAGGAGAUCGCGACGUCGGACAAGCCGCAGACGCCCGCGCUCGGGUGCGGCGUCACGUACGCGCUGUCAAAGGAGUACCUCCCCGAGGGCUUCGGCACGGACUACAUGCCCUCGCGCAUCAACUGGGCCGUGCAGUCCUCCGGCGUCGACUACCUCCACCUGCUCAUCGUGUCCAUGGACCACCUCAUCGCGAAAUACGGCAUCAACGCGCGGUACAUGCUCUCCGUGCACGACGAGCUGCGCUACCUCGUCGCCGAAGAGGACAGGUACCGCGCGGCGCUGGCGAUGCAGAUCGCGAACCUGUGGACCCGCGCGCUGUUCGCGUACAAGUUGGGCAUGGACGAUCUCCCGCAGGGCGUUGCGUUCUUCUCCGCGGUCGACGUUGACCAUGUGUUGAGGAAGGAGGUGGACAUGCCGUGUGUGACGCCUUCGCAGCCCGUCCCGAUCCCGCCAGGCGAGAGCUUGGACAUCGUCAAGGUCCUCGAAAAGACCAACGGCGGCUCGCUGAUGAAGGACGGGGCGCCGAUGCCAGACGAGCGCGGGAAGCCGUUCGAGGGCACAUUGGAGGGAUACCAGGAGACGAACUGCCUCAGGCACCGCGCGAGCAGCCCCGCGUUCCUCAAGGCCCAGGCGACAAAAGAUUUCGGCGAAGUCAAAGGCCUCGCGCAGCAAGCUACCGGGAAACGCUUCGAGGGCGGCAACCAGCGCGCGUUCAAGCAGCGCCCUAAAACGCCGCGUCGAAAGCCGCGUCCUAUCGGCAACGGCGAAGGAUUCGACUGGUCAGAAGAAGUAGAACGUGUUCUUGCAUCAUGA
Psilocybe cubensis is the source of this 3963-nucleotide messenger RNA. RefSeq lists its product as uncharacterized. The coding region runs from base 1 to 3963 and encodes 1320 amino acids. Gene Ontology annotation, cellular component: gamma DNA polymerase complex; mitochondrion. Gene Ontology annotation, biological process: mitochondrial DNA replication. The record is from RefSeq and is a predicted model, not a curated record. Lineage: Eukaryota; Fungi; Basidiomycota; Agaricomycetes; Agaricales; Agrocybaceae. Gene Ontology annotation, molecular function: DNA binding; DNA-directed DNA polymerase activity; 3'-5' exonuclease activity. The transcript is spliced from 3 exons.